Microplitis demolitor is the source of this 3660-nucleotide messenger RNA. RefSeq names its product probable G-protein coupled receptor 158. Gene Ontology annotation, biological process: G protein-coupled receptor signaling pathway. The transcript is spliced from 12 exons. The record is from RefSeq and is a predicted model, not a curated record. Gene Ontology annotation, cellular component: membrane. Gene Ontology annotation, molecular function: G protein-coupled receptor activity. Lineage: Eukaryota; Metazoa; Arthropoda; Insecta; Hymenoptera; Braconidae. The coding region runs from base 1 to 3639 and encodes 1212 amino acids.
AUGAGUGUCUGUGGGUUUCGGUACUCGGGUGUUGUAAUAAUUAUCACGACGACGACGUUGCUAUCAAGUAUCCUCACACUGUCGUUGGUUGAAACCGAAGAGUCUCACCCACCGAUUGAGAAGCCUCGAGAGAUACUUCGUCAUCAGCAGACACACCGGCCACUGUUCAUUGAUCGCCGUCUGAUUCACGACAUCAAGAUACCCGGGUCCUGGUUCACUGGGGAUUUAAACAACCGAGUGUCCGAAACACUGGAUCAGCCCGACUUUGGUAAUCUACGAGGGAGAGAUAAAACAAAAUCGUCCCGACCAGAGGAAGAGUUUAGACAGAAACAAAAGCUGUAUGUGGAGUCGGUUAGUAGUAAAGUGGUCAAGGUGGAAGCCCCGAGUGAUGGAGGACACUUUACGAAACCGGAAACGAAUGUCGAGAAACUUCAGAUAAGACAUGGAAGGUCACGCGGGCACUAUGGCAGGUCCAAGAAAAUCGAACAAGUACCUGAAAUCAAGACAACCUUUUCCCCUCAAGAUAAAUUCGAGACGUACCUUAAUCUCGAGGAGGAUUUUAUUGAUAGUGAGAACUACGAAAUAGACCAAAGUGUCGAUCCGAUCUACUCGAAAUUGGUUGGACCAAACGACACCCUCUACGUGGAUAUUGACCUGGAUUUUAAAGACUCGGUUUACGGAAAUACUACAACGCGCGAUGUAAUUUCAAAAUCACAAAAUAAUUUUAAAAAGUUUGUAAACGGGGAUAAGGAACGUGAAGUGCGUCGAAGUGAUUUGUUUAAAAAAAUUGAUAAAUUAUCCGACAGAGAGGCGAAACCUAAAUUUGUUGAAAUAGCCAGUAGAAAUAUAACUUUUGAGAGCAGCACGCGAAAGCACGAUGUUUACGGUGUCUUGGUUCAUCAUCCGACGGAAAUAAAGACUUUUGACGAGUUUGUCGAGCGAGAUGCCGACAUCGAUUAUGUUUACGAAGAGUUUGGUAAAAAUUUAAGUGAAGUAGAUCCUGAGAGAAAAGUUUUCGAUGGAAGUGUCAACGAUGUCAAGAGAAAAGUUGAUAAGCCUAGUGUGCAAGAUGACAUUGUCACGCGAUUUUUGCGUAUAAUUGAAAACCAACACUUGUUGGGUGAAAACUGCACUGCGGGAACGGAUUUGAACUUGGGUGAAGGUGUCGUAGAUCAGUACGCGCAAGAGAGAUUCAGAUUGGAAGCCAAUUUCGCAGUUAAUCGAGCGAAUAUGCUGACGCGGUUGUGGAAAUAUGCCCCAGAAGUUAUGCUGUCUUCAGAGUAUUUGUUGCAUGCAAGCGUCCUGUCAAUGGUGGAAUUCGACGAGGACAUUUUUGCGGCUGGCAAUUGCUACGACAAGAUGCAGUACAAGGAUCAUUGGCUCUAUUGUCCUUUCGCGCAUCGAUUGCCCGAUCACGACGGCGUUCUUGUUAAGGAUUUGGCUAUUGAGUACAAGUAUUUGAGCAAUAGCAGUGAGUGGUUUUUCAUCGCAAGGAAGAAUGCCGAGAGAGUUAUUGCCAGCAACAACCAAUUUAGCCAUGGCUACCACAGUUACACAUUAAACGAGAGCACCCACACAGAUCGCAUUGAAGACGAAAUUCUAACAGUAAGAUACGAGGACGGUCGUUGGUCAAAACCUUAUUAUGAUUGCGGUGGCGGCAACAUCUGGAUGCUCACUUACACCGUUCCGUUCUUCGGCUAUGCUAAUAACACAUAUUUUUUUAAAGGUACCAGCGGAAUCGAUAUUGACCUUAGGAGAGUGGACAUCGAUCAGUGUCCGUUGCCCCCUGGUUCUCUUCAGCUAAACAUUUUUGCAGCUAGUGAUAAAUGCAAAAAGCGAACGACUGAGUGCGUUGCAAUACCAGGGCUGGGAUUCCGCCGCGGUAGUUAUCGUUGUGUUUGUAAACGCGGUUUUUAUUAUCCGGAUAUAAAGUCUACAGAACGUUAUUAUAAUGGUACCGUUGUUGAAGAGGAAUUUGAAAAGCUUAUGCUGGGCGAGCACAGCCAGUACGCGAUGGACGGAGUUUUCGAGUGUCUUCCCUGUGCCGAGGGCUGUGAGUACUGCGAAAACGGAUCUCCGUGUGUCGUUUCACUAAAUUGGCUUAUGAGGACAGCGCUGCUUAUUCUGGUAUGCUGUGUCAUAGCGUGUCUCCCAGUUGUUAUCCUUUUCACGUGGAAAUAUGGAAAUGUUAAGGUCGUGAAAGCUGCGAGUCCCGUUUUACUCCGCGUUAUUGUUCUUGGCGCGCUAUUCAUUUAUUGCACUACCAUCGUUAUGUACCCACGUCCUAAUGUAGUGACAUGUACUGUACGAGUUUGGCUACGGGAAAUCGGAUUUUCUCUUACGUAUGGAGCUUUGAUGCUGAAAACAUGGAGAAUAUCGGUAAUAUUCCGGGUUAAGUCAGCGAAGGCAGUAAAAAUAACGGACAUGAAUUUGCUGAAGCGUCUGGGAAUAAUAGUCACGAUAUUCACGGUAUUUCUUGGAAUUCGUACAAUUGUUGCACCUCCAGUGGUUAUCGUUGGGAGAACAGCCGACGAUCUCAAGGCUUAUUUAUGCAAAACGGAUUGGUGGGACCAUAGUUUCACAACCCUGGAAGUUAUGUUUCUAGUAUGGGGGAUAAGGCUGUGCAUAGUCGUACGAAAAGCCCCGUCUGAAUUCAAUGAGAGCAGAUUUAUUUCGAUGGCUAUUUAUAAUGAAUUUUUGUUAUCAGUAUUUUUAAAUGUUUCCAUGUUAUUCCUCCAGUCACCAGCGAAUCCCGAUCUGAUGUACAUAAUUUUCUUCUGUCACACUCAACUCACUGUGACGCCACUUCUGGGCCUUAUUUUCGGGAGCAAGGCGUACGUCGUAUUUCGUGGUGGCGGCAAAGAAGACGCAAUUGCGAAGCUUCCUGGUGCAACGGGUAAAUUUAUUGGAAAGACGUGUCGUGCGCAAGCAUCCAGCAACCAGACCAACUCUAUUUCGUUGCAACAGGCCAAUUUUACUGAGGAAGGUGACGGAGUUAUGGAAGAAUUCCGACGUCUUUAUACCCAGCUUGAGAUGCUGAGAGAAAAAAAUAUGCGUUUGGGUAACCGUCAUUUGGCGGCUAAAAUACUCGCGAUGCAGGAGGCGUCAAAUCGUUCAAUAACACCAGUACCGAGUGUUCAAGGCAUCUCGGCAACGCUGAAAUUAAGCAAUUUGAAUAUAACGACCACGUCAACAACGACCUCGACGACAGUCGAAGAAACCAAUGUAAGUAAAUUAAACGCGGAUGUUUAUCAAGACAGCGCCGGUGAUAAUGCCAAGGCAAAAAGUAAAAAGUCAUCGGACGAUAAUGGUGAGUUGGCAAAUUCACGAGCUGAUAAGGCGGAGGAGCUGGGUAACGAGAACGCUUCGACUUCGGGGUAUUUUAAAAAUGGUAAAAUGCCUGAGAACUGUGUAAAUAUUUGUGACGAAAACGGGGGUAGGGCUGGUGAUAAUGGUGAUGAUGAUGAUGAUGACGAUAAUGUCAUGAGUUCAACCUCGGUCACAGAUAAUAGUGAAGCUAAUGAAAGUAAAGUCAAAGAUAGAGACAGAAAUAAAAACAAAUCUGGGCAUGCUCGCACUCACGCGAUUGUCAUUAAUUUGGAUGAUAAGAGCAGAUGUUCUGAUGAAGUUACUGUGUAAAUUAUUAAUUAACUAUAAAUU